This is a messenger RNA of Drosophila ficusphila, 1091 nucleotides long. Its product is annotated as antigen 5 like allergen Cul n 1-like. NCBI's taxonomy places the organism in Eukaryota, Metazoa, Arthropoda, Insecta, Diptera, Drosophilidae. The transcript is spliced from 2 exons. The record is from RefSeq and is a predicted model, not a curated record. The annotation marks the transcript as partial.
UUCUUCCAGAAAUUCCAAUCAACUUGUCCCAGUCGAGCCACCGCCAUGGUGAAAAUGACUCCGGAUAUAAUCAAGAUAAUCGUGGACACACACAAUGAUUAUCGGAAUAAGUUUGCCGGCGGACUUCAUUCUUAUCCCAGAGCAGCCAGAAUGGCCACGCUUCGAUGGGACCCGGAAUUGGCCAAAGUCGCCGAUGCUUUGGUGCGCCAAUGUAGGACAUACGAUGAUGAUGAUUGUGUCAAAACACCGAAAUAUGAAUAUGCGGAUGCCAGCUACCAUAUGCAAAAGUACUACUGUAUGUCCACAAAGAAAAAUGUGCUGCGGAAACAACUCGCUGACUGGAUAGAUCCAACGAAUCAAGAAAAUGUGGUGAUGCUAUACCUCAACUCGGACAAAAAGGAUAUUGAGUACUCACAGCACUUUUUCCAGGUGCUGAGGGAUCGGGCAAACCGGUUGGGCUGUGCCAUUAUCGAAUUUAUCCGACCCUCGUUGGUCCACCAACUGCUCAAGUGCGUUUACAACUGUGGCGUCACCAUCGCCACGGAUGAGUUCAAUCCUGUCUACGAGGUCACAGGGGGAAAUGCAGCUUCCAACUGCACGAAGGGUGCAAAUAAAGUCUACCAGUACCUCUGCCACAAGAACGAACCCGUCAAGAACUGUGAUGGCGGAGACUUAUUUGCCCCAACCGAUGAAGAAAAGAUGAGGAACCCAAUUCAACUGAGUUCCCACUCCCGAAAUAUGAGCAGGAUUCAGAGUUGCCACCAAUACCAGACUACGAAUACCACUAUAAUGACGAAGGGGAAAAUUAAAUGUACUAAAAUAUCAAUGCAUUUCAAAGAAGUGUUGGUAAAUAUUACAGAAAAUUGUAAACAGUUUCUAAAUGGGUAAAAUAUAAGCUUGGGAUUGGUUACGGACUCUAGAAUUGCCGUUAAAUGAACCAUUUAAUAUGCAUUUAAGCUUUAUUGAAAUCUUAAAAAGAACCCAGACACUUUAGAAUUGGUAAUGCCAUGGGAAAGUUGAUUCCCUUGUUUUUCCUUUAGCUAUGAAAUCUGGUAUUAUAUUAUAAAGAAAUAAAAAAAUAUAGACUAUAA